GCAAGAGGUGUUGCAGUUACCGUGCAAUUUUCAUAAAGUGUUCAGUGGAAUUUAUUGAUAUCGCACGAUGGAUGUGAAGACACCGUGGGUCGAGGUGAUAGAGCAACCGGCGAGCAAAGAAUUUCGAUUUCGAUAUGAGUGCGAGCGAAGGUCACAUGGAAGUAUUCCCGGUGUACACAGCACUUCAUCGAAUAAAACCUAUCCGAAGAUAAAGAUCGUUGGACUCCAAACCGACGCUCAUGUGAUAGUUUCUUGCGUGAGCAAAGAGGCUCCCUACAAAGUCCACCCUCACCGUCUCAUCAGCAAAGGAAAAGAAAUAAAUCACGGGGUUUUCACCAUAACUGCGGGACCUGACACCAACGAAAUUGAGUUGAAAAAUCUUGGAAUCCAGUGCGUGAGAAAAAGGGAUAUUAAAAAAUCCCUGGAGGAGAGAAAAAGAGUGCGAGUGGAUCCAUUCCAACAGGGAUACGAUCACGGCGAUCAUCCAGUAUUAAUCGAUCUCAACGUGGUGCGACUGUGUUUUCAAGUGUUCCUCUACGAUCGUGACACUGAGAAAUACACGAAGAAGCUCACACCGAUCGUAUCCGAUCCAAUCUAUGACAAGCAAACAGUCUCUAAUCUCUCGAUCUCUAAAUUGAGUACUGAAAUGGCUUUAGCAGUCGGUGGAACAUCAUUAACGAUAUUCGGACAAAAAAUCAUCAAGGAGGACAUCAAAGUGCGUUUCUUCGAGAUACAAGAGGAUAAAGUUGUCUGGGAAGCCAGCGAGGACUCUCUCCCGAGGAAUAAUCACGAUAAUCAGACAACAAUAACAAUUAAGACACCAGCGUAUCCCCUGAAGGAAACCGAUGACUGCGUUCACCUGAUGGUACAAUUGACAAAGCCAUCGACUGGUGAAGCUGGAAAAGCCAUUCCAUUCACAUUCGUAGCCCCAGGAUGUUUCAAUGCUGAAAUUAUGAGUUCACCAAUGGACCUAUCCUCGAAGAGGAAGAGAAAAGUCGUGAAGAGAUGCAAUUCCUUCGAGUCCAUCAGGAUCCCCAGCCGACUCCUAGUUUCAAAUCAACCGGAGUCUCCGAAUACUGACGAUUCAGGAGGCAUCACUCCAGAAGAAGAGGUACCUGAAUUAACACCGAAUAUUCCUCACGAAUGUUUCUAUCGGACAUUUGACACGCACCAUUCGAAGAAGCCCAAGUACUCGGAGGGGCCUCUUCCCCUGGCUCCAGGACUUCCUCAUCCUGCGAUGUACCCUCCAUUUCUCAUCAAUCCUAAUCUAACUCCGAUGAUGAUUAACAGUCCAGCGUACGAUUGUCUGUGCUAUCCUCCAAUGAUACCUCGUUAUCAUCCAUUUCUACCUUUGAUACCUCAAUCAUCUCCCUAUCCCUUUUUUGGAAGCACUGAGCCGACUGUCAAGGACAUGCCUCAGUCCUUUCGUGAGCCGAGGAAUUGGCCCAUACAACCGAAACCCAGAAGAAUCUUUCACUCGUCUGUGAUAACGCAAUAAAAAAAUUCUGAAGAUUUCAGAGCAAUUGAAAUGUAAAUGCAAUAGGUUUUAUAAAAAUAUUAUCUUCAAGAUUCAAUUGACAAAGCUUUCCACAAGUACUAGAAA
Messenger RNA from Fopius arisanus, 1603 nucleotides. RefSeq names its product embryonic polarity protein dorsal. Lineage: Eukaryota; Metazoa; Arthropoda; Insecta; Hymenoptera; Braconidae. Gene Ontology annotation, biological process: inflammatory response; canonical NF-kappaB signal transduction; cellular response to stress. Gene Ontology annotation, cellular component: cytoplasm. The record is from RefSeq and is a predicted model, not a curated record. The transcript is spliced from 3 exons. Gene Ontology annotation, molecular function: DNA-binding transcription factor activity, RNA polymerase II-specific; RNA polymerase II cis-regulatory region sequence-specific DNA binding. The coding region runs from base 68 to 1498 and encodes 476 amino acids.